AACUCGGCCAUGUCGUGUUGAUCAGCGCUGAGUCUGAGAGGACUGAAUUCAGCAGAACCGACCCGGUUACACCGAGCGCAGUCCGGCAGAGCAGCCGCAGGGGAUUUAGUGCACCUACAGGAGGUGUUCGUGACCUUUAAAUUCGUAUUAGUCCCAUUCGGGUGGAGUAGGAGAGACAAUGAGCGGCGGCGGUACUCCGUACAUCGGCAGUAAGAUCAGUCUGAUCUCAAAGGCCCAGAUCCGUUAUGAGGGAAUACUUUACACCAUCGACACCGAAAACUCAACCGUAGCACUCGCUAAAGUCAAAUCCUUUGGCACUGAGGAUCGCCCCACGGACAGGCCAGUGGCUCCUCGAGACGAUGUCUUUGAAUACAUUAUCUUUAGAGGAAGCGACAUCAAAGACUUGACUGUUUGUGAACCUCCGAAGCCCAACUGCUCCCUGCCCCAAGACCCGGCCAUUGUUCAGUCGUCUCUUGGCUCAGCACCGGCUCCUUCCUUCCAGCCCGUGAGCUCCUAUGCAUCAGGACCGUUUGGACGGGCCCCAGCACGUGCAUACAGCCAGUUCCCCACUCCCCUAAUACCUCAACCCAUUGGGGCUCCUGUGCCUGCAGGUUCAGCGUUCAGUAGUGACACAAGUAUUGGUGCUUCUCUGCCCCAAAGCACCGUCUCCACAGACCCUCUGAGCUCACGGAUCCCAGAAGGACGCACCAGCCCAUUCUCUGCAGAGAAUUCUCUUAAGAAGAACCCAACCCUUAACCCGCCGGCGCAUCAUGCACCGGUAGCGGCGCCUGCUGCUCCUGGAUCUGUUGGACAGAGGAGUUCUGGAGGUGGUAGACCCCCACCCAGCUCCCAGAAACAACCCUAUGAGAGCCGAGAGCAGAAGGCUGUUGAUGCGGAGAAGGUUCCUCACCCCGAGUCGGACCAGGGCAGGGCCGAAAACCGCGACGCCGGCAGACGACAGCCAGGCGCCGGUGGUCCUCCAGUACGAAGGGGUAGAGGAGGAGGAGGAAGCGGCGGAGGCGGCGGUGGAAACCAGCGAGGCCGGGGUCGCUUUAAUAUGCGCAGAGACGGUCCCAUGAAGUUUGAGAAGGACUUCGACUUCGAGACCGCCAACGCCCAGUUCAACAAGGAGGAGAUCGACCGCGAGUUCCAGAACAAGCUCAAAAUCAAAGAUGAGAAGGCCGUGAACGGGGAGGAAAAGGGAGACUCGGGCGUAGAGACGCAGAACAGCGAGGGUAACGUGGUGGAGGACGACCCACUGGGACCGCACUGUUAUUACGACAAGUCCAAGUCCUUCUUUGACAACAUCUCCUGUGACGACAGAAAAGACAAAGCUGGAGGUUUCAGGGAGAGGAGGCAGACCUGGGCCGAAGAGAGGAGGAUGAACGCCGAGACGUUCGGGAUCCCGCUACGCCGGGGACGUGGUGGAUAUCGGGGCAGAGGGGGCCCCAUGGGUUUCCGCGGCGGGCGUGGACGCCCGUCCGGACGCGGCUCUUUCGGACCGCCCCGGGGUAACCCUGGGUUCAGAGGCGGCUACCGUGCAGGAAGGGGAGGCAGAGAUUUCGAGUUUGAGUACCGGAAGGACAACAAGGUGGCGGCGUAGAUCUGACAAGCUGAAGUCCCCCAUCCCUCCUCCCUCCCUCAUAGACACUCUGCCCUAAACCCAGUGCAGGUCAACACCUUCCAUGUGGACUCUUACCCUCCCUUUUGCUCUGCUCCCCUUUUUUAGGGUAAAAAAAGAAAAGAAGAAAAAAAAAGAAGAAGAAAAUCACUUUCUUACGGCCACAGAGGAGCGAGGACUCUGCGUACAGCUUCGGUGGAAUCACUCUCUUCAGUAUUUUUGCGUUUUCUUUCUAAAAGGACAGUUUAAACCCAG
Molecule: messenger RNA, 1876 nt
Organism: Trichomycterus rosablanca
Lineage: Eukaryota; Metazoa; Chordata; Actinopteri; Siluriformes; Trichomycteridae
Gene: lsm14ab
Product: LSM14A mRNA processing body assembly factor b
Exons: 11
Coding region: 179-1603 (474 amino acids)
Biological process (GO): P-body assembly; cytoplasmic stress granule assembly
Cellular component (GO): P-body
Molecular function (GO): mRNA binding
Source: RefSeq, a predicted model, not a curated record